AUGUCGGGAGUCAAUGCAUUUCCCUGCUGUGGCAAGAGUGCUGUGGACAUCGUGGAGAAAACGAAUGACUAUCACCACCAGCCCCACAGCCAUAAAGAAGAGGAGGACGAAGAAACAGAGCAGAAAGCAGAACUGCCCAAGAAGGAGACACUACUCAAAGGGCACCCAGACCCGGGCCCAGUGCCACAGCUGGAGGAGAUGGCACCAGUGGUACCCUCUAAGCCCACGCCUGAGACCGAAGGGGAGUAUUUCACUGAAAGCCCGGAGCAGGAGGGCUCCAGGAUUGAAUCCCUCAAGCCCUAUGAGGAAGAGGAGGAUGAGCAGAUAUGCUCCACCCAGUUCCGCUCCAUCUGCGUGCAGACCUCCAAACACCUCUUCUGGGCGAACAAGCUCAUCCAGGCGUCAGAGCACAGCCUCCAGCGGGCCUUAGAGAAACAUCGCAAGAGCCCGCAGGAAAAGAAGUCUGUCUGCAUUCCCCAGGUUCUCCCAGACUGUGCCCCACUGCCGUCAAGUCCCCGGGUAUCCUGCACUACCCUGCCCUCAGCCAUUGGCCUGGCAGAUCUGAUCAACUUUGCAUCCUCCCUUGCCGUAGCCUCCUCCAGCAGCAGGGACUUGCCUAAUCUAGAAAAUAUGAUCAAAAGUACAUCUGAGAAGUCCCAGGAGACGUCUACAGAGCUUUGCCAGCCGGUCCAGUCCAUCCAGUAUGCCCAGGCUACCCAGAUUACCCAGAUAUCCUUGGAGACGCAAGAGAAAUCAUCCAAAGACGUGAUGACUCACGAAUCUUGGACUCAAGAAACCAGGAACGUAGCUUGCUCUUACCUAGAUUUUAGCAAGACAGGGUUCAAGAAGGCCACCAUCGAAGGGGAAGUGAAGUUUGUCAAGGCACCACCCUCCCCCCAGCUUCAGGAAGCCAAAGAAGACUCGGUGCCGGGAACCAAGAAAGGGAAUCCAUUAUUGCUGAAAAUCCAUUUUAAGUUGUCGUCCCCUUCACCCCAGAGAAAUUAG
This is a messenger RNA of Alexandromys fortis (reed vole), 1005 nucleotides long. RefSeq names its product spermatogenesis associated 32 (gene Spata32). Gene Ontology annotation, cellular component: perinuclear region of cytoplasm. The record is from RefSeq and is a predicted model, not a curated record. Bases 1 to 1005 code for a protein of 334 amino acids. NCBI's taxonomy places the organism in Eukaryota, Metazoa, Chordata, Mammalia, Rodentia, Cricetidae. Gene Ontology annotation, molecular function: actin binding. The transcript has 6 exons. Gene Ontology annotation, biological process: spermatogenesis.